CGACUCAAACCCUCCGCAUUUACAUCAGAGAAGGAGCCGAGAGCGGUGGCGCACAGAGACACGGACGGAGGAAAAACUUGUAUUAGAUCAGCCAGGACUUUUCUGUUUCUCGACAUUAUACCGUCCAUUCCUUUGACGUUUUGGAGACUGUCUUUUUUCCUCCACACUAACCGGAUUUCAUUUGAGACAGUGCUAAAGGAAAAACAAGAAGACGAAACCGGACAGAUCAGCGGGGAGGAGACGAGUCUGUACGCGGAGAAAAGAGAGAGUCUCCGGGCAUCCGCUGUGCGUCUUUGCGCGGUGGGGACCUAAGACCGAACUGAAGUGCGCUGUGGUUCUCCCUCGGCGUGAAAAAAGGGGGGCUAUUGGGGGGGAUAAGUGGACUUUCUUAUACGGGGCUCUGGAGAAGAUCAGAUGUCAUUCUGACAGAAUCACAGGAAGCCUAUCGGAUCGUACUCUCGGCUCCACGCAUGUUGGAAGUCAGGAGAGCAGGGCUGGAUGCCUGCGGGUUUGCGAGUCCUCAAGACGCAGCUGAGGAUUACCUCGUGCCUUAUCAUUUGACGGAGUAAGAGCGCACAAGAAGGAGUGGGACAGUUCUUCACAUAUCUUGGCUCCUUUCGAGAGGAUAUGGCACGAUCGGCGCUGGAGAGAGGAGCGCAAGCGGCACAGGCGAGAGGAAACAGGAGCUGAAUGACAGGAUGCCAGCGACCUGAGCCCGCUCUCAGAUCAGUUCGUUAAAAGAGACACCUCUGCUUUAUUUGAGUUAAGAAGAGGAGAGAAAAACACAUAACAAAAACCUUGUUGGAGGAGUUUAAUUUGGGCGAUUUUUUUUUGUAUGCGUAAUUUUAUUUUUUUGUUGUUGAGGAAAUAAGGAUGCAUUGUGGAUUAGCCUUUAUCCUGUUCAUGGGAAUCCUUUUGGUCGUCAAGGCUUUCAAAAACGAUAAAUGUGGAGGCAACAUCAGAAUCUCAACCGCCAACUACCUCACCUCGCCCGGAUACCCCAUGUCUUAUCCCCCUUCUCAGAGAUGUGUGUGGGUGAUAUCUGCGCCUGGUCCUCACCAGCGGAUCCUCAUCAACUUCAAUCCCCAUUUCGAUCUGGAGGACCGGGAGUGCAAGUAUGACUACGUGGAGGUGCGAGAUGGCGUGGAUGAGAGCGGUCAGCUUGUGGGGAAGUACUGUGGGAAGAUCGCCCCCUCUCCGGUCGUCUCCUCUGGAAACCAGCUCUUCAUUAAGUUUGUGUCGGACUACGAGACACAUGGAGCAGGUUUUUCCAUCCGAUAUGAGAUCUUUAAGACAGGUCCAGAAUGCUCCAGGAACUUCACCACCAACAGUGGCGUCAUAAAGUCGCCAGGUUUCCCUGAGAAAUACCCCAACAACCUGGACUGCACAUUCAUGAUCUUCGCCCCCAAGAUGUCUGAGAUCAUUUUGGAGUUUGAGAGCUUUGAGCUAGAGCCUGACCCGACGCCCCCUGCUGGUGUUUUCUGCCGCUAUGACAGACUAGAGAUAUGGGACGGCUUCCCCGGAGUCGGUCCAUACAUCGGAAGGUACUGUGGGCAAAACACCCCAGGCAGACUCAUCUCCUACACGGGCAUCCUGGCACUGACAAUCAACACUGACAGCGCCAUCGCGAAGGAAGGCUUUUCUGCCAACUUCACUGUCAUCGAAAGGACUGUUCCAGAGGACUUUGACUGUAGCGACCCAUUGGGAAUGGAAUCGGGAGAGAUAACAUCGGACCAAAUCAUGGCCUCAUCACAGUACAACCCCAGCUGGUCCCCAGAGCGCUCGAGACUCAACUACUAUGAAAAUGCAUGGACGCCGGCAGAGGACUCAAACAAGGAGUGGAUACAGGUGGACCUGGGGUUCUUGCGCUUCGUCUCAGCCAUAGGCACCCAGGGCGCCAUUUCCCAGGAGACGCGGAGGAUUUACUUUGUCAAGUCCUACAAAGUGGAUGUCAGCUCGAAUGGAGAGGACUGGAUCACUUUGAAGGAAGGUUCUAAACAAAAGGUUUUUCAAGGCAACACCAACCCUACAGACGUUGCCAAGACGAUGCUGCCCAAACCCACGCUAACACGCUUCGUCCGGAUCCGUCCCGUUACCUGGGAAACAGGCAUCGCGCUGCGCUUCGAGGUGUAUGGAUGUAAGAUAUCAGAGUAUCCAUGCUCAGGCAUGCUGGGAAUGGUUUCAGGUUUGAUCACUGACAACCAGAUCACUGCAUCCUCUCAUACGGACCGGAGCUGGGUACCAGAGAACGCCCGCCUGCUGACCAGCAGGACAGGGUGGACCCUACUGCCCCAACCCCAGCCUUUCACCAGCGAAUGGUUACAGGUGGAUCUUGGUGAGGAGAAGCUGAUGAAGGGGUUGAUCAUCCAGGGAGGGAAACACCGUGAAAACAAAGUUUUCAUGAAGAAAUUCCGCCUCGGCUACAGUAACAAUGGCUCUGACUGGAGGAUGGUGUUGGACAGCAGUGGGAACAAACCAAAGAUAUUUGAAGGAAACAGCAACUACGACACUCCUGAGCUGAGGAUGGUGGAGCCCCUGCUGACCCGUUUCAUCAGAAUUUACCCAGAGAGGGCCACUCUUGCUGGCAUGGGCCUUCGACUCGAGCUCCUUGGUUGCGAAAUUGAAGCUCCCACACUCCCGCCUACCACACUGGUCCCGAGCACUACUCCGUCGGACGAGUGUGACGACGACCAGGCGAGCUGCCACAGUGGCACAGGUGAUGACUACGAUGUGACAGGUGGUACCACGAUGCCAGACACCACUACUACUGAAGUGGAUACCAUUCCAGCUUUUCUGUGGUUUGCCUGUGACUUCGGCUGGGCCAAUAAUCCAUCCUUCUGCAGCUGGACAUCAGAGGACACUGGCUCUAGGUGGCAGAUCCAGUCCAGUGGCACCCCGACCCUCAACACUGGACCUAACAUGGACCACACAGGUGGUUCAGGGAAUUUCAUCUACACUUUAGCAACGGGACCCCAAGAGACUGAAGUGGCUCGACUUGUCAGCCCUGUGGUCAGUUCACCGGACUCAGACCUGUGUGUGUCCUUUUGGUACCACAUGUUUGGAUCCCACAUUGGCACACUGCAUAUUAAACAGCGCAAACAGACAGUUGAUGGACCAGCUGACAUCCUGCUGUGGACAGUCAGUGGUCACCAAGGCAAUCGUUGGAGGGAAGGUCGUGUCCUUGUGCCACGCACCAACAAACCCUACCAGGUGGUGAUCGAAAGUCUGGUGGAUGCAAAGAGCUGGGGAGACAUUGCUGUGGAUGACAUUAAGGUUCUCAAUGGACUCAGCAUGACGGAUUGUAAAGAUCCUGACAUACCAACUGAGCCAAUGCUACCAGAGGAUCGCCUCAAUGAAAUUCUUGAAGAGAUCACUGAAUAUCCAGACUUUGUGGAGACCAACCAGAUUAGCGGAGCAGGCAAUAUGCUGAAGACACUAGACCCUAUCCUCAUCACUAUCAUCGCAAUGUCCGCCCUGGGGGUCUUCUUGGGUGCUAUCUGCGGUGUGGUCUUGUAUUGCGCUUGCUCACACGGAGGCAUGUCAGACAGGAACUUAUCAGCUUUGGAGAACUACAACUUUGAACUAGUGGACGGUGUUAAGCUAAAGAAGGACAAACUCAAUGUACAGAGUUCAUACUCAGAGGCGUGAGAUGGGACUGAGUGCAUUGGUGUGACUUUAUGAUGUGCAGAGCUCACAGAGUAUGCACAAGACUGGCUGUAGGCAUAUCCUCUCGUAUAUCUGCGAGUAGGAAGGCUAAACGGACUGCCAACACCCUCAACUCGCUGAGGGACAGGUUCAGGAACCAAUGGGAGGUUUGGACUGAUCCACGCUUUUCUCAGGAGCUGCAGUAAAAAGAACCUACCAGUAGGGGACACUGUGUACAAAUACAAUACAGAAAAAAAAUAUGUACAGAUGAUUUAGAUGAUAUUUUAAUUUUCUAUUUUGAUUUUCAUUCAUUUUUACAAUCGGAUGCUGGUGUUGAGACCAAUUUAUUAAUAAUGUUUAAAGUAUUUAUCAUUUUCUGGGAAAGAAAAGUUUUUUUAUUAUCAGUUCAUGAAGGCUGUUGUUUAUUUUCAAGUUUUGAAAGUGACGUAUCAAAAUCGUAAAUGAACCAUAUCCGGCAAAACUGUAGAUUUGCCCCGUGGUGUGGCAUACAGGGUGUGCCCAUAACUCAUGAUCCUGAAACAUGAACCCUUUCCCCUUUUGACUGCUAUCACUCUAUGAGGGUCCCAUUCAUGGCAAUGUAUGGUUCUGACAGUGCCUUUAGUACAUUUUGGUUGGCCUCCUCUGUUGAUCUGGGUAUUUUUUAAUGUACAUGGCUUAAGUUAUGAUGACAGGAAACAGGGGCACAUUAUCUUCUAAAUAUCUGAAAAGAGGAAAACAAUCUAUCAUGGCGCUUUGUUUUGUUUCUUUGUUGUUUUCUGUCCGAAAACCCACACACUGUAAAUAAGUUUUAAUAUAUUUUAUUGCGCUUUUUAAAGAAAGUAAAAAAAGGAAAAAAGCUGCAGUAUCCCUUUUUUCAUGGGUUUGUGUGUGUGUAAAUACAAUCUUCUGACUGUU
Messenger RNA from Scatophagus argus, 4560 nucleotides. It is a transcript of the gene nrp1a, whose product is annotated as neuropilin 1a. NCBI's taxonomy places the organism in Eukaryota, Metazoa, Chordata, Actinopteri, Scatophagidae. The record is from RefSeq and is a predicted model, not a curated record. Gene Ontology annotation, molecular function: vascular endothelial growth factor receptor activity; semaphorin receptor activity. Gene Ontology annotation, cellular component: membrane. Bases 874 to 3648 code for a protein of 924 amino acids. Gene Ontology annotation, biological process: vascular endothelial growth factor signaling pathway; angiogenesis; axon guidance. The transcript is spliced from 18 exons.